Messenger RNA from Tilletiopsis washingtonensis, 2590 nucleotides. RefSeq names its product WD40 repeat-like protein. Gene Ontology annotation, cellular component: cytoplasm; Cul4-RING E3 ubiquitin ligase complex. The record is from RefSeq and is a predicted model, not a curated record. Lineage: Eukaryota; Fungi; Basidiomycota; Exobasidiomycetes; Entylomatales. Gene Ontology annotation, biological process: negative regulation of fatty acid biosynthetic process. The coding region runs from base 53 to 2356 and encodes 767 amino acids. Gene Ontology annotation, molecular function: protein binding. The transcript has 8 exons.
CCACACCUCUGCAAAGCCUGCAGCACAAGAUCAGGGCCGCAGCAGCAGCGCCAUGUCGAGCGCCUUUGCCGGCCCGUCGGCGUACCCAGGCGCGCUGGGCCAGCUGCGCUCGGCGCCGCGCCUCACCUAUGCCGCCGCCUCGCGCCUGCGCCGCGAGCAGCAGUGGCGCGAGUCGGCCGUGCGUACGCUGGACCGCAUCGCCGUGCUCGGCGGGCCCAGCGACGAACACGCAAGCAGUGUUGUAGGCCACGAGGGCUGCGUCAAUGCGCUCGCUUGGUCCGACGACGGCACGCUGCUGGCGUCCGGCUCGGACGACCGGCGAAUUUGUCUCUGGAAGCUAGGCUCGGAUGGCGUGCAUCAAGUCGAUGCUGCUGCGAGCGGACGUGCUGCGUCUGGGAGAAGCUUCUCGCUCCGCGACGAGGAGCGUGGCUGGCCCGACCCAGGCGUCGGCCUAGCUACAGUCGUCGAGACGGGACAUCGCGCGAACAUCUUCUCUGUCAAGUUUGCGCCGCACAGCACGUCGCGCUUCUUCACCGCUGCUGGCGACUCGCAGAUGCGCGUCUUUGACCUGUCGCUCAGCAGCGCGGAGCAGCACUCUCGCAUCACGCCGACGGGCAGCUACGACGUCUUCCCAGAGCGUGGCGGCGCAUGCACACGAGUGCUCAAGUGCCACACCGCACGGGUCAAGCGCAUCAGCGUCGAGGGUCCCGACACCUUUCUCAGUUGCGCGGAAGACGGAGAGGUGCGGCAGACAGACUUGCGCGUGAAUCACACCUGCAAACGCAGCCGGUCGUACGGCCAAGGAUGCCCAGCACCGCUGCUGCGGCACUCGAUGGAGCUGUACUCGCUCUCCGUCUCAAAACAGGAGCCGUGGCUCUUUGUCGUGGCCGGCACAAGCGAGUAUGCCUACCUGCACGAUCGGCGCAUGGUGCCGCGUCUCAUUCAGCAGGAGUGGGGCGUUGUGCCGCGCGGUGACGACGGCGCGCUCACGACGUGCGUGCGUCGCUUUGGCCGGCCAGACGAAGGGUGGGACGUGACGGACAAGGCAGGGCGAGACGGCUCCUGCCAUAUCACUGCAGCCAAGAUCGAGGAGACGAUGGGCCGCGACCUGCUGCUGUCGUAUUCCGGGGCAGACUCAACAGUCUACCGCUUCAACAUCCAUGACGAGCCAGGCAGGACACAUCACGAUGUCUCGAAGCACCAGCCAAGCAUCGACGAGGUCGCUGCGCUUCACGCACGCAUUGGCACGGCUCGAGUCCGCGAAGAUGAGGCGGCGAGCCCAGAAGAGCCUUCGCGGAUGGACGUCUUUCGCGCUCGCAUCGUCGGCGCGCUCUUUCCACGGCCGUCGGACAGCUGCGAUCCGCACAAGGUCGGCUCGGACCUGCUCACGCUCGGCAUGCUGCGCGAGGUCGUUGAGGCGGACCACGAGGCCGUGGCAGUCUGCCGAGCCCUCGUCCAUCUCGCGCCGUGGGCCAGCGGCCCCGCCGACUUCUCCGCCCUUUCGACCGCGGCGCUAUCGGAGCUGGUCAUCGAAGACCAGCCGCCUGUUGCGCCUGAGCUCUGCGCGUUCUUGCGCCAGCUCGCCGAGUCGACCGAUGCGCAGGCCACGUACGAGCAGAUCUGGAGCGUGGGCGAGGCAUACGUGCGCGAGCGCUGGCCGCAGUCGUGGGACAGCGAGCGCCGUGCACGCGCUGUGACUGUCGACAUCCGCGAGCUGCUCGGCGAUGACGAGGGCCAGCCGCCGCCGCAAGACAUGGGGGCGGAUGAAUGGACUGACGAGGACGAGGUCGAGGGCAUGAGUGUGGACGACGAGACGGACGAGAGUGAGGAGGAGGCGUCUGAGAGCAACUCGGACUCGGACGACGGCAGCGAGAGCAGCGAGCACGACAGCGAGCAAGGCAGCGCCAGCGAGACGGGCAACGCGGCGUUCAAUGCGCCUCUGACGCAUCCGCGCCAGCGAUACCAGGGGCACAUCAACGUCGACACCGUCAAGCAGGUCGACUUUGUCGGCGACGGCUUUGUCGCGUCCGGCUCCGACUGCGGCCGCCUGUUCGUGUGGAGCAGCGAGACGGGCGAGCUACUCGCAGCCAUCCGAGCCGAUGGCCAGGUCGUGAAUGUCUCGGUGGCCCAUCCGACGCUGCCGCUGCUGGCCGUGUCCGGCAUCGACGACGAGAUCAAGCUGCUGGGGCCUUCGACGGCGCGCGCAAUCUGCCGCGAGGCAGAUCCGGACGUCGUGGCGCAAGCGAACAGGCGCAAUGGCGGCAUGCGCAACAGCUUCGGCUACUCGCGAGGCCUGCUCGCCUUGCUGCAGCAGCAGGCGACGAUGGGCCCAGAGGCGCAGUGUCCGACACAAUGACAUUCUAUGUGCGCGCCGCAAGCUGGCGCAGGUGCUCGAGCUCGCCCGACUGCUCGCACAGGGUGCGGAAGUGCCCGUCCUCGCGCUCCAGCAGCGUCGCGGGCGUGUCGAACUCAACAAUUUCGCCGGCGGCCAGCACCAGGAUGCGGUCGCACACCGCCACCGUCGAGAGGCGAUGUGCGAUUGUGAGGACCGUCGAGUCCUUGAAGCCCUCGCUGAUCGCCCGCUGGAUCG